GUGGACAAAAGUGGCCUUCCCUUACAAGGCACUCGACUGCUCGAGCAACGUAAGAGGGAAACGAGAGGGAUAAGAACGUCUUUAGAAAAGUUGAUCCCGCUUUGAACGAAGCCCCCAUAUCCUGGAAGCCCCCCCCGAUCACAGCUUUGGUGGGUAACUGUAUAAACAUCGGAAACCCUUAUUUUAAAUCUCAAGCAUUCAUUAAAUUCAACCCAGACCUCCUCAAUCUUAACGCCCCUUCCCCUCAUUUACUCGAUUUCUGAAUACCAGGUAUAAAUCUAACGAAAAAGCCCUUAAUUUGAAGUCCCGGCCACCUCGAUCUCUUUCAGGCUACAAGCAGUAAAGAUUGUACUAGAAGAAAAGAUUGGCCGGGCUUCAUAUAUUAUUUUUGUUAGUUGUGAGAUGGCAGAGAAGUCAUGUAUCAAGCGCCUCCAGAAGGAAUAUAGAGCACUUUGUAAAGAACCGGUUUCCCAUGUUGUCGCCCGUCCUUCCCCAAAUGACAUUCUUGAGUGGCAUUAUGUGCUGGAGGGAAGUGAAGGAACACCUUUUGCAGGUGGAUAUUACUACGGAAAGAUCAAGUUUCCAUCGGAAUAUCCCUAUAAGCCACCAGGAAUUAGCAUGACCACUCCUAAUGGCCGUUUCAUGACGCAAAAGAAAAUAUGCUUAUCAAUGAGCGAUUUUCAUCCUGAAAGUUGGAAUCCAAUGUGGUCUGUAUCAAGCAUACUCACAGGGCUUCUUUCAUUCAUGAUGGACAACAGUCCUACCACUGGUAGUGUGAACACUACUGUUGCUGAGAAGCAGCGUCUAGCAAAGGCUUCCCUUGUUUUUAAUUGUAAGAACCCCACAUUUAGGAAAUUGUUUCCUGAGUACGUGGACAAGUAUAACCAGCAGCAGCUUUCUGAGAAGCUUAGUGCGGAGCAGGUGUCACCAGAUCCAUCUCAAGAAAAUUCCACACCCAUGUUGGAACGAGUUAUUAACUCUGUGGGAGAAGAUGCGUUGAAGGACAGGAGAAUAAACAGGAAGCAGUCAUUCCCAACUUGGAUGAUGUUCUUGCUAGUUUCCAUCUUUGGCGUUACUGCUAUGCUGUUUUUUGACAGCCUGAAGAUGGCGUUUUUGCCGGAGCAUGGUGUGAACCAGUGUGUUUUGUGCUGAAAAGUUUUUGGUUUUGAUGGAUACUAAUUCAGGCCUUAAGUGUGGGGUAAACAGCGGCAAAAAAGGGUCCAGGAAUGAGUUGAUUAGCCAAGUUCUAAUUGGUUUGGAAAGUAUCCAAGACUAUAAAAAUGGCUUGGGAUGCCCUAUGUUGAAUCGGUCGGGUGGAUUGGAGCGUGCGUAGGCAACGGGAGCAAGAAUUUGAUUUGAUUUACUCAAUUGAUUAAUAAUGUCUGCAAAAACAUUAUAAUUAGUAACCACGUUGCAGUGUCUCUGAAAUCAUGAAAUUGGGUGUGUGGCAAUAAUCAUAGUUUCCUUCCGAGUAAA
Juglans regia (Persian walnut) is the source of this 1476-nucleotide messenger RNA. RefSeq names its product ubiquitin-conjugating enzyme E2 34-like. The coding region runs from base 403 to 1152 and encodes 249 amino acids. The record is from RefSeq and is a predicted model, not a curated record. The transcript has 11 exons. Lineage: Eukaryota; Viridiplantae; Streptophyta; Magnoliopsida; Fagales; Juglandaceae.